This is a messenger RNA of Cornus florida, 782 nucleotides long. Its product is annotated as acyl carrier protein 1, mitochondrial. Gene Ontology annotation, molecular function: acyl carrier activity; acyl binding. The record is from RefSeq and is a predicted model, not a curated record. Gene Ontology annotation, cellular component: mitochondrion. The transcript has 2 exons. The coding region runs from base 78 to 458 and encodes 126 amino acids. NCBI's taxonomy places the organism in Eukaryota, Viridiplantae, Streptophyta, Magnoliopsida, Cornales, Cornaceae. Gene Ontology annotation, biological process: fatty acid biosynthetic process.
CAAAUGCCAACGACGGUGGUCUAAUUUACUACUGUCACUCUUUGGAAGAGGCAGAGAGAGAGAGAGAGAGGAGAGGGAUGGCUUCGGCUUUGAGAGCAGCCGUACUUCGCAACAUUCGAGUCCCUGUUGCUCAAACCCUAACCCUAAAUGGAUCGAAGCUGAGUCUGUGCAGCACCGUCCGAUCUAUGUCGUCUCACGGCGACGAUCAUCUCGACAAAGAAGAGGUCAUCGGGAGAGUCCUUGAUGUCGUCAAGAGCUUCCCUAAAGUCGAUCCUUCCAAGGUGACUCCUGAUGUCCAUUUUCAGAAAGAUUUGGGCUUGGAUAGCUUAGACACUGUGGAGAUUGUAAUGGCUCUUGAAGAGGAGUUCAAGCUGGAGAUUCCUGAUAAGGAAGCUGAUAAGAUUGACUCUUUGCCCCUUGCAAUUGAGUAUAUUUAUAACCAUCCAAUGGCUGGUUAGCGUAAGCCAGCUUCCCUCAUUUGAGUUCCAAUCUUGUUUCAUUUUCUUAUGAUAUCCCUGCAAAACGAUGGUCGCUCAGCCUUGUCUUUGUUUGUCCUGGUAGAGUGAUGGGAAAUAAUCAGAGUUUAUUUGAUUAAGAGUAGUUUGUAGAACUUGCAUUUCCUGGUUUCUAUAUGUUUCUGCUUUAGCCAUUAAUAUCCUCUACUUCAUGAAUUGGCUUGCUAUCAUGAUAUUUCUAUGUCCCAUCUUUGUUUGACUGCUUGGGUGUUUGUAGAAAAUUGAUCCUGGUAAGAGGGAUGGGAAAUAAUAAGUGUAUUUGAUUGA